Messenger RNA from Aureococcus anophagefferens, 2136 nucleotides. RefSeq lists its product as hypothetical. The record is from RefSeq and is a predicted model, not a curated record. NCBI's taxonomy places the organism in Eukaryota, Pelagophyceae, Pelagomonadales, Pelagomonadaceae. The coding region runs from base 1 to 2136 and encodes 711 amino acids. The transcript has a single exon.
AUGGCCCGCUUCGCGCCGCCGCAGUCGAGCGACUUCAAGGUCAGCCGCACGCACGCCGAGGAGAUGAUCGAGCUCGGCCGGCAGGCCGAGUCGCGGUCGUCCAUGGACGAGGCCCUGCGCUUCUACCAGCUGGCGCACAAGCACCAGCUCUCCUGGCUCGAGUCCGUGGCCCGCGGCGACGGGCGCGAGGUCAUGGCCGACGAGGCGUCGCAGCCCCUGGGGUCGUCGCUGAGCGAGAUCGCCAAGAUCCGGCGCCGCCUGGAACGCGAGCUCGAGGGGAAGGGAGGGCCGCGGCAGAGCGUGAAGCCGAGCGAGUCGACGUUUCUCGACGAAUACUCCUUUUUCUUGGCCCAGCGGUCCUGCCCGCCGCCGGCCUCGCCGCCGCCGCCGCCGCCGCCGCCGAAAGCGCGGGCCCCGGCGACGCGGGGCGCGGCGACCCGGCGGCCGCCGCGCGACCACGUCCGCGAGAACGUCGCCCGCGCGUCCCGGGCGCGGAAACCGCCGCCGCCUUCGUCGACGCGGUCGGCGAAGCACGCGAAACCGCCCUGGCUCGCGCCGUCGCGCACCGCGGCCGUGCCCGCGGUGACGGCGCGGCGGCCGCGGCGCCCCUGCGGCGACGCGAACGGCGCCGCUUCUUCCACCUCCAAGCGCCUCGACUUCGGCGCGCCGCCGCCGCCGCCGCGGCGCGUCGUCUCGCCCGACGGCGCCGCGGGCCGCGUCGAGCUCCUCGACGCGAUCCUCGGCAGCUCGCCCGAGCGGCGGCGCCGCGGCGAGGCCGCGUCGCCGCUGUCGCCGCGCGCGGCCGCGCUGCGGCGGCGCGAGGAGCACGACGUCGGGCCCGGCAGCCUGCGCGCCCAGCUCGAGCAGAAGGAGGUGCAGAUCGCCAUGCUCACGAAGCAGCUCGAGGCCGCAGGGCAGUCCGCGAUCACCGAGGUCGUGCCGCUCGCGGAGGCGAAACACCGGCUCCAGGCCGCGCUCGCCGUCAUCGUCGGCGGCGACGGCGCGAGCAAGCGCCGCGCCAGCGAGCGCCAGCUCACGCAGGCCGAGGCCGAGGCGGAGAUGGAGAAGUGGGACACGUUCAUCACGCACCACCCGGAGCACGUCGAGGCGCAGCGCGCGGCCAGGGAGCGGUGGUGGGACGCGAACGGCGAGGCCUGCGCCGACGCCGCCCGGGCGCUCAAGACCUGCGUGCCGCCGGACGUCUUCGCGAGCGGCACGAGCCGCGAGCGGCUCGUCGCCGCGGGGCUGAGCGAGGCGCUCGCGCAGCGCGUCUACGAGCGGCCCGCGCUCUGGCUCCUGCGCGCCGAGGACGCCUUCGCGGCGCGGGUCCACGACGCGGACCUGCGGGGGAAGUUCGCGUUUGAGGACCUGGACCUCCGCGAGCUGCGGGCGCUGUACGGCCGCGUCCGCGACCUCGCGUUCGAGAACGACGCGGCGCGGCGCAAGGACGCCUGGCGCGACGGCCUGCUCGAGCGGCUCCAGAGCCGCGUCGCCGCGGACGACGCGGGGUCUCUGGACAAGCGCAAGCGGCGCCACGCGGCCUACCCGGCGGACGACGGCGAGGUCCUGGGUCCGUUCGACGCGGACGCGCCCGUCGUCGCCGUCGUCACGACCUACGACGUCGCCGAGGAGGAGGACGACGACGCCCGGUCCCUGGCGGAGAUGAUGGAGGCGGCGACGAUGGGCGCCGAGGACGACGACGGCCGAUUCCGGGGGAGCGACGGCGACUCCGCGGAGGGCGAGGCGCCGCCGCCGCCGCUGGACGCGCCGCGGGGCAAGCGCGGGUCGAUCGUGUCCCUCGCCAAAGCCCAGCUCCGGCGGACGUCGUCCUUCGCCGACGGGCCCGCGGCGCGGUCCUUCGUGCUCCCGAAGAAGGAGACGACGGAGCGCGUGCGCGCGAAGCUCGCCGCGCGACCCGCGCGCGGCGGCGGCGACCUCAUGGCGGACCUCAAGAAGACGCUCCGCCGCCGGUCGCUGACGCCGCCCUUCAUCGACGACGACGACGACGACGACCCGCCGGAGCUCGCCGCGAAGCCGCCGCCGCGCGCGAAGCUCGCCGCGCCCGAGGCCGGCGAGAGCUUCCUCGCCGCGAUCCGCCGGCGGGCGUCGGAGCGCGCGGACCGCGUCAGUGGCUAA